Salvelinus sp. IW2-2015 is the source of this 837-nucleotide messenger RNA. Lineage: Eukaryota; Metazoa; Chordata; Actinopteri; Salmoniformes; Salmonidae. The record is from RefSeq and is a predicted model, not a curated record.
AUGGUGCGGAUACGGGAAGGGGACGAGUGGAAGACUGUCUUCGACAUGGCCAGCGGUCACUACGAAUAUGCCAUGGCCCUCUACAACCAGCAUGUCUGCCCCGUGGAUAACUGGCUGUAUAAUCAGUCGUGUGAGGAGAAGCUGUCUCUACAGAGGGGUCCUGAGCUGUGCUGUACCCUGGACAAUGUCCCACUCAUCAGUAAGUGUGGGACCGUGCCCCCGGAGAGUUGCUUCUUCAGCCUCAUCUGCAGUACUGGAUGCUUCAUGGUGAUGUUGAUAGGACUGCUGCGGUAUGCCCACGUCAUAGAGAAGCACCAGAACUGUGUCCUCAACACGGCCAGCCUCUCCACUGGCUGGAUCUGUGCUGCAGGACUCAUCGUGGUGGGCAACUUCCAGGUGGAUUAUGCCAAAGUGCUACACUACGUGGGUGCAGGGGUGGCUUUUCCCACCAGUAUACUGUUUGUAUGUCCGCAGUCAGCCCUGAACUACCGGCUGGCCAAGACCCAUGGGGAGUACAACGUGGGCCACCUGCGACUCGGGAUGAGCCUGCUAGCCUUCAUCACCCUGGUUCUCAGCGAUGUCUUCUUCAUCCAGGAGAGCUUUGCCCUGCAGCACGCCUCUGCCAUCUUUGAGUGGCUCUUCUGCAUCAUCAUCAUGCUCUUCUUUGGGACCUUUGCUUUUGAGUUUGGGGACAUGUCCGGGGACACCCUGAUGGUGCUGGCCAGAGGAGGGGGUGUCCAGGGCUUUUCUAGCAGUGACCACAAGGCUGAGGAGGCAGGAGGUCCCAACCACCACUAUCAACCAGAUGGCAUAGCCAUGCUGUAGGCCUAUCAAAGU